Messenger RNA from Drosophila sechellia, 3666 nucleotides. RefSeq names its product inhibin subunit beta (gene Actbeta). Gene Ontology annotation, cellular component: extracellular region. NCBI's taxonomy places the organism in Eukaryota, Metazoa, Arthropoda, Insecta, Diptera, Drosophilidae. The transcript is spliced from 6 exons. The record is from RefSeq and is a predicted model, not a curated record. The coding region runs from base 315 to 3161 and encodes 948 amino acids. Gene Ontology annotation, molecular function: growth factor activity; cytokine activity.
AGUAUGCAAUGUCAUUUAGCAACCGACGGAGAUACAAAAUAUUGUUUCCUUGUUGAAAGAAAAAGUAUAAUACAUUUAUAAAUCGUGAAGAUGUGAUAGUGUUUUCUAAUAUUUCUCAUGAAGAAAUACAAAUAUUUACUAAGUUUAAAAUUUAUUGUUUCUAAAAACAAAAAGGCAGACGAAAUGAACGACAGAUUCAAGGAAAAAGAUUUGCAAUGAUUCAAAAAAUGUUUACCAAGAAAAUAAAAUUGACAAACCUUGUACCACGUUUUUAAGGGACACUGCCUGUACUACACGCUUGCCAAAUAUCAAAGAUGCGAUUUGCCUUCGAUUCUAAUCAUUCGCAAUCGGAGGCGUCAUUCAAAGGCAGCAGAUGCUUCUUUAAUUGUCAAUGCAUCUGCUGUCGCCAGGGAUGCUGCGUUGUGGUUGUAAAGUGCUGUUGCUGCUUUAACUUAAACUGCUGCAACAGCCUUGGCUCCCGGAAGUCGUUUCCACAAUCCGCUGCAAUGCGUAAAAAAGUUUCUGAUCUCGAAGUCCUUAGAGUAUCAAGGUUUGUGGCGGUUAUUUUAGUGCUGGCUCGGUGGGUUACUGCCGUAGCGACCCUCCUGACAAGCUGCAUUCUCCUAGACAUUUUUUCCGUGCCUGGCCAGUCUGGAGUUGCAGAUAGAAGCCAAGCCAGCAGUAGGACAGUGCACGUCUCGGUUCCUACCACACCUAAUGAAACUCCCAGCAGCAAUUCGGAAACAAAGCUAAAGUUGCUUUAUGGGUAUACAUCGUAUGAUAUAAAUAACGACCAACAGGUAAAGUCCAACAAUCUAUAUAGAGUGCUUUGUAGAAGUCGUAAUCGAAAACGACAGCGAAGGAGACGCCGCCGCAAUCGCAGACGACGCAGGCACAGAUAUACUAAGAGACUUCAUCAUGUAAUGCAAAGUAAUAUGAGCGGCUUUGAGCAAAGACUUAGUUUUAGCGAUGGCAAAUGCCAGUCUUUGGAGACAAAUUACGGAACUAAUUAUGACUUAAUACACGGACGUAAACUAUUUAGUCAGUCAGAGAGAAGCCUACUGGUGUACCCUUUGAGGGAAAUUGAAGCACCUUGGCCAGCGAUUCAUGGUUCAAUGCGUAACUGUUCAAAGAUUAAACGCAAUAGAGCCAAUCUUAUUUGGCUUCUAAUCGGACUCGUCUGGUUUGAAGUCAAGCUUAUAAAUUGCAAUGGGAUCAGCAGUAGUAAUUAUUAUGCUUCGAAUUUGGAGAGUCACAAGGGCUGCACCUUGUGCCAUGAAAGCGGAAAGCCCAACAUAUACACCGAUAAAGAUAAUCCACACACAGACUACAACAUCUACAACAAAUACCAUUCCAACAAUAAUUUCAACAAAAAAACUAAUCAACCACAUAACAACAUUGCACCGAGCGAUGAAGUUCGUUUGGAGUCAAUAAAACGGCAAAUUUUGACAAAGCUUGGUCUUAGCCACAAGCCUAAUGUAUCUAAUCCUUUACCAAAGCAAUUUAUUUGGGAAACAAUAUAUCGCGCCGAUGGUGGACGAAUGAUACCAAACAAUGCAUUUGGGAGCAAUGGUAAGAAUUUAGAUCAGAAGACUAUCAAGCUGCGGGCGUUAGCCUCGCCCGGAUCACAUUUGUUCAAUGGCCGAGGUGGAAGGACCGAUCAAAGCAGCGAACGGGAUCCCAGUCAUCAUAGAUAUCGAUCCCCGUUCGAUUUCACUUUCAAUAUAAGUAAAGAUAAUGUAUAUGCGCAAGUAUUGAGAAAUCGUUCUUUAGGGCGAAGGCAUUAUAUAGAACGAAUCGAUGAAAAAAACUCAUUCUUAAAUGGAUGGACAGACAACCGUCAAUUAAAAAUUAACUCUCGAAUUUCAUCUAUGCCUACAGAACUAAAAAGCCACCAUACCAAGAAGCUUAAAAGCGGAGCGUUCAGAAAAGUUAAUGGCUUCAACGGCAAACAAAUGAAUGAGAAUGCCUUAAAAAAAUCUACAUAUCUUAUAGAUAUAAAUCAUAGUAUUGAUAAUAAAACCCAUUCUGGCAUAAAUGGUGAGAUCAGGCCCAAUGCUUAUGAAUAUUUUAACGAUUACAGUGUUCAAACUCAUUAUAAAAACCGGUACCAUGCAGGGCGCUCUAGCAUUGGAUAUCAGCCAGCGAUACACAGCAUAGAAGAUGAAAAUCAGAAGGGACAUCACGAAUCUUUUGCUCAUGAUCAGGAGAAUAUUGAUCAUGAAGACUUCUUUGGAAAUACUCAGGAAAUAAUUACAUUUGCUGAAGAGGGAACCCAAUAUCGACAAUACCGAAUACUUGAGUUUUCGGCCCAAAACCGCCGUGUUCCCAGCCAAAAAUUAUCCAUACGAAGCGCUCAGAUUCACAUAAGGAUAGACAAGCCACAUAGUUUUUGGAUUGAACGAGCAAAAAGUUUGCCAGAAAAACAUUUACUAAACACUAAAAGAAAAUGGGGAGCAAAUAAACAACAUCACAGAAUAAAAAUAUGGGUAUUUCAGUUAUCAACUUCAAUCAAUAUUACGGAGAAGGGAAUAGACAAGGCUAUUAUCUUCCGAGCUUCUUUUGAAGUUGACACGAAAAAUUUAGGAUGGCAAAAAUUCGAUUUAACAGAUACAAUCCGUGAAUGGUACGGCCAUACCAGUCACGAAAAACUGCGACUGUUGAUUGAUUGUACUGGAUGCGGUGGUCGUUACUCUUUGCACCUUUUUCAAACUUCGAAACUGAGAGGGAACUCGUCCGACUACUUGAGUACGAAUCCCAAUCGACCAUUUCUCGUACUUCAUACAGAAUCAUACAGAAAAAGGCGUGUCAGGCGACGCGCCGUAGAUUGUGGCGGAGCUUUAAAUGGACAGUGCUGUAAAGAAUCAUUUUAUGUUUCUUUCAAAGCACUGGGUUGGGAUGACUGGAUUAUUGCACCCAGAGGAUAUUUCGCAAACUAUUGCCGAGGCGAUUGCACGGGCACUUUUAGGACGCCAGACACUUUCCAAACAUUUCAUGCUCAUUUUAUAGAGGAGUAUCGGAAAAUGGGACUUCUGAAUGGAAUGCGACCGUGUUGCGCCCCAAUAAAAUUCUCUAGUAUGUCCUUAAUAUAUUAUGGUGAUGAUGGUAUUAUUAAGCGAGACUUGCCAAAAAUGGUUGUUGAUGAGUGUGGUUGCCCUUAGCCUUGUCUUACAAUUUUAUCGUUUCCGUCCGGUAGAAAUAGACAUACAUAAGUGUCCUAACUGAGCACCAACCUCUAAACGAAGUCUUUAAGUUUUUAGUUAAAAGUACAAUAAUAUACAUAAAGUAGACUCAAUUUUAUUUUAUACUUAGCUAUGCUGAUGACAAUAUUUAUAUAUUUACGAACAAAUCCAAAUUGAGCAAGUGCCUAAAUUACGUAAAUGAAAUAUUUUUAAAUUUUAAGAAUAUUUCAAAUCACACUAAAAUAUCUUUGUACUAAUAAAAUUCGAUAUUUUUAGUAAUUACUUUAUUAAAUAUGUUCAAUGUAACAUAAGCAUACAACGAAAUGUUUGAAUUGCGUAUAAAAUGUGCAAAGCGCCGCUCCUUUUGUUACUGCCAAAACAUUAAUUUUACUAACUUGAAAAGCUUAUAUCACAGACAUGUAAUAAUUAUUUCAUAUUACAGUUUAAUAAAGUAUUAAUAUAAGUAUUACUAAAUGAAAUGAAA